UUUCGGAUCGAGACCCUUCAUCUGGACUGGAAAGAAAGAGGGGAGAUAGCUGGUAUAAAGUGGUGGUGGGGGGGAAGGGGUACAUCAGGACAGGGUCUUGACCCAAAAUGCCUACCGUCCCUUCACCGCCCCCCCCCCCCCACACACAGAUGCUGCCUGACUUGCUGAGUUCCUCCAACAGUUUGCUCUUUGCUCCAGAUUCCAGCAUCUGCGGUUUCUUGUGAGCUCACACCUUCACACUCAGAGGGCGGUGAAUGUUUGGGAUCUUCUGAUCUGUGGUUGACUGGUUCAGUGGUUGACUGCAUUCAAUAGAGAGACGGAUAGAUUUCUGGACAUAAGAGAGGAGCGAGGGAAAUCGGGGAAAUGGGGCCCUGGGGCUGAAUUAGAAGGUGCUAGAGAAGUCCAGAUAAAGGGUCUCGGGCCGAAAUGUUGAUCGUCCACUUCUCUCCUGCCCGACCCGCUGAGUUCCUUCAGCAGUUUGCUUUUAUUUUUGUUCUAGGGACCGAAUUGUCUCUUUCUUGGUAUUGGUAUUGGACUUGCCUUUUUCUGCCCGUUUCCUCUGUUCAUUAAUGUUCCUGGGAUCUUGCUGCGCACCAGUUGGCCGGAGCUACCCCAGCCACUGCAACACUUGACGGGCUGGCCAAGUUCAGGGACGGACGGCAGCGCCGUGGACACGGAAUCAGUGCCAUAUCCAGAGCGAGGUGUGGUCUGUGCAGCUGCCCGGAGCCGUGUGAUUUGGCAGGGAGCUGCUGUCGGAUUCCUAGACCCCGGACUGAGUGUCCUUGUCAGCAGCCAGACCCGUGGAGGACAGAGCAACAGCAACAUGAAGCACCUUCUGACCCUGCACCGCCUGGCAUCACGACCCUUCUCAACCUCAGUCAGAAACCAGCUAAAAAACAAAGUCUUGGAGAAUCAGAAAAUCUUUCAGGCAGACAACAACCUUCCCGUUCACCUGAAGGGCGGUACAGUGGAUGUGGUGUUGUAUCGUAUCACCAUGGCCAUCACAGUUGGAGGUACCAUGUUCUCCCUGUAUCAUUUAUUCCACGCUGCAUUACCCAAACCGAAGGCAUGAGGGAGCUCACUUUAGGAUGCCCACUGCUGCUCCACUGAGAUGAAGAAAGCCAACAAUAUUACUCCGCGUAUGAUAGAUGAUCAGCGCUGAGUAGGAGACCGUUGUGUCUCUCGUGCUCCUGCAUUUGCAGUUGUUAUUAAAAUGUUUUGAGAAUAGCA
Pristis pectinata (smalltooth sawfish) is the source of this 1230-nucleotide messenger RNA. RefSeq names its product cytochrome c oxidase subunit 7A2, mitochondrial (gene cox7a1). The transcript has 4 exons. Bases 824 to 1072 code for a protein of 82 amino acids. The record is from RefSeq and is a predicted model, not a curated record. Lineage: Eukaryota; Metazoa; Chordata; Chondrichthyes; Rhinopristiformes; Pristidae. Gene Ontology annotation, biological process: regulation of oxidative phosphorylation; mitochondrial electron transport, cytochrome c to oxygen; mitochondrial respirasome assembly.